Tetrahymena thermophila SB210 is the source of this 831-nucleotide messenger RNA. RefSeq names its product SPFH domain/band 7 family protein. Gene Ontology annotation, cellular component: membrane; mitochondrion. The transcript has 3 exons. The record is from RefSeq and is a predicted model, not a curated record. Lineage: Eukaryota; Ciliophora; Oligohymenophorea; Hymenostomatida; Tetrahymenidae. Gene Ontology annotation, biological process: mitochondrion organization.
AUGAGUUUCGCUUCUAAGUUAAUUACAUUAGGCGCUGGUAUUUCAGGUCUCGGAUUUUUCGUUGGUAGAUUUUUCUUCACUAUCGAUGCUGGUGAAAGAGCCAUUAUGUUCGAUAGAGCAAACGGUGGUAUUAAAGAAAAGAUCUAUGGUGAAGGAAUGCAUUUUUAUAUUCCAUUUUUUUAGAAACCCAUCACUUUUGCCAUUAGAUUGCAAAGCAAGACUAUCACUUCUCAAACUGGUACAAAGGAUUUACAAACUGUCGAUAUAGCUCUUAGAUUAUUAUUUAGACCCGUAGAAAGCUAACUCCCUAAUAUUUAUUUAAAGUUGGGAACUGAUUACGAUGAGAGAAUUUUACCUUCAGUCGGUAAGGAAACUUUAAAAAGUGUUAUUGCCCAAUACGAUGCUGAUCAAAUUUUGAAGCAAAGAGAAAGAAUUUCAUAAGAAAUUAGAUAAUAAAUCAUCCAAAACGCCAAGGAAUUUAAUAUUAUAUUAGACGAUGUCUCCUUCAUUCAUCUUGGUUUUAUGAAAGAAUAUGCUAAUGCUAUUGAAUAGAAGUAAGUUGCCUAACAAAACGUCGAAAGAUAAAGAUAUAUUGUUGAUAGAGAUGAAUAAGAAAAGUAAGCAUAAAUUAUUAAAUCUGAAGGUGAAGCAGAAGCUGCUAUUAUGAUUAACAAGGCUGUCAAGCAAUUCGGUGCUGCUCAAAUUGAACUUAAGAGACUUGAAGCUGCUAAGAAUAUUGCCGAAACUUUAUCCAAAUCUCAAAACAUAUCUUUUGUUCCUUCAGGAGCAGGUCAAGGUGGCAAUGGAUUAUUGUUAAAUGUUAGAGUUUGA